Aspergillus pseudoviridinutans is the source of this 1326-nucleotide messenger RNA. RefSeq lists its product as uncharacterized. The coding region runs from base 1 to 1326 and encodes 441 amino acids. The record is from RefSeq and is a predicted model, not a curated record. The transcript is spliced from 2 exons. Lineage: Eukaryota; Fungi; Ascomycota; Eurotiomycetes; Eurotiales; Aspergillaceae.
AUGAAGUCGAAGGAUCCGGGUGUCGAACGAGAGAUGAGGAUAUGUCAUACUCAACCUCAUCUCGUGCCUCCCAUGAAGCUGGUGGUCUAUGAUGACCUUCCGAGCCCCACGCCUAGGACCUCGUCCUUCCCAUCAUGGAUAACGGAAGGCAGAAGCGUCGUCUCCCGAGCAUCCAAAAGGGCCAGCAUGUCGUUCAAGCGGCAGUCCACUCCAUUGAGGAUCAGUGCACCAACAGACUUCAGGAGAGUCGAGACUUUCCAUUCCUUUGCCUCCAGUCCAGCGGAGUUUCAACCUCUCGUGUUGAAGAUUCACACACCCGGCAACCGCCUCUCAGAUCUGCCAACCUUCGACGACUUUCUUUCACAGGAGGAUCGACGACGAUCUCUUGCCUGGCCUGCAAAAGCUCUUGUCUCUCCCACUGACCCUUCACGUAUUUCCCGCGCACGAUCUCAUCAUCACUCUUCAUCCUUCCAAUUACCUCGCAAACCCGUGGGAUCAGGGUCCCGACGAUCUUCCCUUGCCGCCUUGGAGCAGCUUCUGGACAAGCAAUCUCCCAUCACAAGCCCUGGGAUACCUUAUUUCUCAGCCCGUACCUCGACCGCCACCGGCCUCAGCGAGGCCUUGUUCUCACCAACAUAUAACAGGCUGGAAUCGUCGCCCGGCUACGGGUCACUGCCCCAACGCCAACGCCAACGCAGCGAUACCACGUCCAUCGCAGUGCCCCCAAAGACACCCCCCAAAACUCCCCUGCAGGACAGGCCGUUACCACCUCUUCCUACCGACAACACCCCGUCGUCAACAGGAACAUCUACACCCAACCCCUCGUCCUCCACCCUCGCCGAGAACGACAUCUCAUCCCCAACCCCAUCCCGCACCGGCCGCGUCGCGCAAUGGCUCCUCCAAACAGGCAAUAAAGCCUUCAUCCCCGCCUCUCCCCCUGUCCCCUGGAAACCCCGCGCCGAAAGGAGCGCAAGUGCCAGCGCAAGCGCCUUUCGCAUCCGCUCACGCACGCUCAGCGGCUCAACGGCCGUCUCUUCCGCACCGAGCACAACAACCACCACAGGGCUAGGUCCAAGGACGCCCCCAUCACGAGGCACCCAAGACCUCAAUCCCAGUCUACCAUCCGAAAAGGAUCUCGAGGCCUUUCCGUCCCGGGCCCUCUUCUCUCACGCCCCGCCAGCCCUCUCAUCCACAUCCAUGUCCAUCCCCGACGACAGACCAUACCCAACGAUCUACGAAGGCCAGCAACAACAAUUCGCAUACAGCGAGUUGGAUUACUACUCGACUCCCAAUCACCGCCAAUCAACCAUUGGUCUGGCCUUUUGA